Aphanomyces invadans is the source of this 171-nucleotide messenger RNA. RefSeq lists its product as hypothetical. The transcript is spliced from 2 exons. The coding region runs from base 1 to 171 and encodes 56 amino acids. The record is from RefSeq and is a predicted model, not a curated record. Lineage: Eukaryota; Oomycota; Saprolegniomycetes; Saprolegniales; Verrucalvaceae.
AUGACCACAGCCGACCGACUCGAGCAUUACAAGCACAAUGAUCCCAAAUUUGCAUCACGACCGAUUCCCAAAGCAACACCCAUCAUCCUCGACGAUGCUACCGACUACAACCUUUACAUUGUUGAGAAAAUCAAGAAGAAAAGAACGUUCAACCGCCAACUCGAGUUCUAA